CUCUCGCCGACCGCUGCUCGGACCAAUAAGCAGCGUGUGACGUCACCCCUUGGCUAGAGCGAGUACAUUCUCAGCAGACACUCCGGCGCCGCCAUUUUCUUGUGGCUCAUUCGCUUCUCCAGAAAACCGGGUCACGAAGAUGGAACGCCUUUUAUCGCACUGGGGACAUAGAGGCGUGGACAUUCUGUAUGCACCGGCUACAUCGCCGGGUGACGGUCUGAUCGUCACCCGGCGAUAACCGCUAGGUGUUACGCGUUGCUCAGCAGAGCGGCGGCGGCCAUUUUCUUCCUAUCGCCGCGAUAAUAAAUGUCGUAUCGCCGCAAUUUACCAUGUCUGUACUGAUCCGGUGCAGAGGUCGCGCAUGCGCAGGCAGCACUCUGUGCACCCUGACCCGCACUCUGGGUCCGGUCACUGGUGUGGUGGGGACUCAGGUGGUCUGCCACAGCCUCCUUCAUUGUGGAGGGAAGAUGUAUUCCUACAGUAGCAGCGGGGAGGACACAGGAACUCAGGAACUGCAUCCUUCUAAGAAAUGUCGAAAACUAGGAGACAAAACCGAUGCGAAAACUUCCAAUGAUAAACGGAGGAGGUCAAAGCGUUUCACCACUGCCGAAAAUGCCGCCCUGGUUGAUGGGGUAAUACAGCACUAUAACCAGCUAUUUGGGAGGUCUCACGUCACCACCGGUGGCAAGGAGGCUAUUUGGCAGCGGAUAGCGGAUUCUGUGAAUGCAGUCGGUGUCUGUCGGCGGCGGGGUGAUGUGUGCAAGAAAAGGUUCAAUGAUUGCAAAGGCACCGUGAAGAAGAAACUCUCCCUCAUCCAACACCCUGUCAGGGGAUCUGGGCCUUCGGUGCGCAUUGAACUACUGGAGUGGGAGAAGAAAUUGCGGGAUCAUUUUUCGCCCGAGGCCGUGACCGGAGUUUCUUCCGGCCUUGACACCGGCGCUGAGUCGACGCUACGCAGAUUUGGUACAGAAGACAUCAGUGAAUCAAAACACAGAUUACAACUUUUCGUGCCAUCACAGAACAAGUCGCCAAGAACUGACCCACAAUGGCCCCAGUUCACCAGAGCCUCUGUUGCAACCGAUAUCCAAAACAAAGGGAUAUACGUUGACGAUUUUCCGAAAUUCUCAAAAUGUGUGCAAUUUUUAGAGUCGGCACAAGAAAACGCCCAACAGUCUCACCCAACAGUGUCAUCUGGGGGAAAACGAAAAAGAAAAGAGAAGCAUCUUUUAUCUGGAACCUUAGCAGCUUUUCAGGAGUACCCAGUCCUGAACUCCAUAGGUUAUACAGAUGUUCCCAUAAGACUCGGUCAAAAGCAACCGUGGUCUGAAACGCCGAUAGAGGACAAAUUGCAUCCAGUGUUCCAAGUCCAAGGUAUUCCGGAAACAAUGACAAUCUCUAAUUCUGUAGAGCACGAUUAUACAUUGUCAAUGGCAAAGACACCUGAAGAGGAAGAAGCUCACAGAGACAACGGAGAGGACAAUGAGGUCUUGUCCGCAUGUCAUUAUACAUCUGAUGAGCUCUCCGAUCAUUCUGAAGAUCGCCCUAUUGUAGAAAACGACGCUUUUUGCCCCAACCAAGUUUUACCACCGGAACAAGAAGACACUAUUAGUUCUUCCUCAUCCAUCCAUAUGAAGGUGGUGGCGCGAGAACCUGAGCAGACAGAAACCUUUACAAUUGGAGAUCCCAAUGCUGUCCCCACGAUGGAACUAGUGGACAAUCUUUUCAAUUCUACAUUACAUCAGUUUAGGAACCUUAUAAAAGAGGAGGUGGGAGGCAUCCGAAAUGAACUGAGAGACUUGCGACUAUCCGUGGAAGAUCUGUCGCACGCUCACGUACAGAAUCAGAGAAACAUAGCAACUUCCUUUCUGGUUAUGGCAGAAUCUAUAAAGGCGAUGUCCCAAAGCCAUAAGGAAAUGUUGUUGUUCCAAAAGCAAAUUUUAGGCGUCCUCCGCUGCACAGAGCAACCUCAGACGUCUGAAUCACCCACGGAAGAUGACGAGAACGAACUAUCGAGUGUGGCUGCAGGCUCGGCGUCCGCCCAUGCUAGUCCACCAGUGACCCCUGAGAAGUCACCUAGAACGAAACGGAGCAUCAAGCCACCGCAACGCUUCAAGGAGCAUUAAGGCGAGAGAACAGAAGUCGGUGUUCAGAAUGUUAAUAUUUUAAAUAUUUUUAAUAGGUAUCGCUAAGAUAAUGAUAAUGUAUCGUUUACAUUUUAUUUCUUCUGUGUGGCCAAAACCAAAGCAUGAACUCGGCAUUAACAGAUAGAAAAGAUAAAUAUAUGAAGAAAACAUAUAUAUGUAUUAUUAUUUUUUUUAAUGCAUUUAACCUUUGUGUAUGUAAAGUCAUCUUUACAUAUUAUUUUCAAAAACAUACAUACGGUUUUCUUUUGUAGAGCUAUAUAGGCUUCUUGAAGCCAUAGUAUCUCAUGAAAUGUUACUGUAGUAGACAGACACUGUGAAUCCCUUGGAACCUGAUGUUGACCUUUAAUAAAUAUGAGGUUUUAUUAACGCCUAGCAAAGAAUAGGCCUCUUGAAUGAUUAAUAUCAGCAACAUAUUAGGGGAGAAACAGUUUUUUCAUUGCUGCCAUUCAUUUUCUAUGGCAAAAUUUCUCAAACUCAAAUUACAGUCCAGGUUUUAAGGAUAUCUAUGCUUGCAUCCAGAAGGUUAAAUCCAUAGAAAAUGAAUAUUUAUUCAAGUUUACAGAUACUUUAGAAUUGUAAUAAGUCCUCUCAAUAUUGUUGUAUAAUUUAGCAAUGAGAACAUUUGAAGUUUAGAUUUAAUUAUUUAUAGACGUGGACUGUGUUCUGUUUAUUUUUGUACAAUUUUCAUAUUGUUCUAUUUUUACACUACAGUU
Molecule: messenger RNA, 2857 nt
Organism: Pseudophryne corroboree (corroboree frog)
Lineage: Eukaryota; Metazoa; Chordata; Amphibia; Anura; Myobatrachidae
Exons: 10
Coding region: 330-2123 (597 amino acids)
Source: RefSeq, a predicted model, not a curated record